Messenger RNA from Physella acuta, 2383 nucleotides. Its product is annotated as histone deacetylase 3. Gene Ontology annotation, molecular function: histone deacetylase activity. Gene Ontology annotation, biological process: epigenetic regulation of gene expression. Lineage: Eukaryota; Metazoa; Mollusca; Gastropoda; Physidae. The record is from RefSeq and is a predicted model, not a curated record.
GAAUGACCUAGAGCUAGAAUAGCUACACAACUAAAUUUACUUGAACGCAUAUCACAAAGCAUUUCUUAUCAUUAAAUUUCCAAAAUAUUUUUUUUUAUCAUUAUGUUAUUUUAAUACGUUGCAGAAACACACACACACACACAUACACAAUGUCUACGGUUGCGUAUUUUUAUGAUCCCGAUGUUGGAAAUUUUCACUAUGGGCCAGGUCAUCCUAUGAAACCUCACAGAAUAUCUCUCACCCACAGUCUUGUGUUACGCUAUGGACUUCACAAAAAAAUGAAGUUGUAUCGGCCCUAUCAAGCAACAGAGAGGGACAUGUGUCGUUUCCACUCAGAUGAUUACAUUCAGUUCUUAAGCUCAGUUACGCCACAAAAUGUUCAGAGCUUUACUAAAUUCCUUUCAGUCUAUAAUGUUGGAGAAGACUGCCCAGUUUUUGAUGGCAUGUUCGACUUCUGCAAAAUGUACACAGGUGCUUCGUUAGAAGGUGCAGUCAAGUUAAACAACAAUCAAUGUGACAUUGCAAUCAACUGGUCUGGUGGACUGCAUCAUGCUAAAAAAUAUGAGGCAUCAGGGUUCUGUUAUGUGAAUGACAUAGUCAUUGCCAUCUUGGAGUUGUUAAAAUACCACCCUCGUGUUCUGUAUAUUGAUAUUGACAUCCACCAUGGAGAUGGGGUGCAGGAAGCCUUUUAUUUAACAGACAGGGUCAUGAGUGUUUCCUUUCAUAAAUAUGGCCAGUAUUUUUUCCCAGGAACAGGUGAUAUGUAUGAAAUAGGAGCAGAAAGUGGCAGGUAUUACUCUGUGAAUGUACCACUGCUAACUGGAAUUGAUGAUGCUAGCUACAUGCAAGUCUUUAAGCCAAUUAUAAGCAGUGUCAUGGAGUUUUAUAGACCAACAGCAGUAGUUCUACAAUGCGGAGCAGACUCUCUUGGUAGUGACAGGCUUGGAUGUUUUAAUUUGAGUAUAAAAGGCCAUGGGGAGUGUGUUGAAUAUGUCAAGUCGUUCAACCUGCCAGUGCUGGUGCUGGGUGGGGGAGGUUACACUAAAAGAAAUGUGGCUCGCUGCUGGACUUAUGAAACAGCUGUUCUACUAGAGGAACAAAUCAGCAAUGAAAUCCCUUACAAUGAAUACCUGGAAUAUUUUGGACCAGACUUUUUGUUGCAUCCUGAAAUAUUUACCAAGCAAGAUAAUUUAAACACAAGACAGUAUUUAGAUAACAUCAAAACCAGCAUUCUGGAGAACCUGAAGAUGCUGACCCACGCCCCUAGCGUCCAGAUGCAGGACAUUCCAUCAGACCUGCUCAGCCUGGAGAACACAGAGGAAACGGACCCUGACGUGAGAAACUCAACGGAUGACCUGGAUAAAAGAAUUGAGCCGAACAAUGAAUUCUAUGAUGGCGACAAGGACAAUGAUAAGGAAAAUGAUGGUUUUCUUGACGUCUGAUAUUUUAACAUGGACAUUUCAUUUGUUUAUUUUAGUAUGUACAUACAUCCCUAACUCACUGCCACAGGAAAUAAAAACACUCGCUUGCUGACUGUUUAUUCUUAGUUAAAACAAGAGCUUGUUGACACCCUAUUGUGUGUUGAUGAAAUAGCUUUAUGUAUAAAGUUAAUGUUAACUGAAAACCAUGUACCAAUGACACAGUAGGUACAAGAGUUUGUCUAUGUACCUGUUUUUUAACUUUUGUAUAUAUGUAAAAAUAGCAGCAUUAUUUUUAUUUUGUUUGAUAUUUUGUAUUUAAAAAUUACUAAAACUGAUUUUGUAAUUAAAUUUAAUUGGAAGAAUAGUUUUAAAAUGGACUUAAGUAAAUUUGUUAUUUUCAUCUCUUUGAAAGUUUGAAGAACCACCAGAAAACUUUUGUAAUCUGAAUCUGUAUGAUGUUGUGGUUAGAAGUUACAUUUUUAAAGAUACAUUUGUAUGUUGUAACCCAAAUAUACUUUAUAACUAAAUGACAGUUUGAUAGACAUUUGUCAGAAUUUUAUUUGAAAUGUAUCACAAUAUAAAUGUUACUUAUGUUUUAAAAAAAGCACUUUACCUAUAUUGUAGCAAACGAAUAAAAUACCUUAAUAAAACUCUCCUAGCAAAAACAUCUGGUUAUGUUGUAAAUAAAUGGUGACAUGGGCAGAUUGCUGUUUAACCCUCCUAGCCUUUCAAACAUGAAUGACAGCUGAACUAGUUGAUUUACAAUUUGUUAUCUACCCUACUUCAUGUAAACUUUGAAUUGAUGUUAUAAAACUAUUGUGACUUUUAUUGUACUAGUUGGUUUUAAUUCUGUUGUUAUUCCUGUGUUUAAAAAUUGUACCUGCUUUAAAGAAUCUUAGAAAGUUCUGUUUAAAUCUGCUCAUUAUUCAUUUUAUCUACAAAAUGUGUACAUAGUUGUAUAA